Hyaloperonospora brassicae is the source of this 2721-nucleotide messenger RNA. The record is from the annotation of a GenBank genome assembly. Lineage: Eukaryota; Oomycota; Peronosporomycetes; Peronosporales; Peronosporaceae.
AUGGAGACCGCCGCCCUGCCCCUCGACCGCGGCAACGUCGCCAUGACGUCCGUCGUGUCGCACCAGCGCUCGCCGGCCGCGCCGCCCCCGCACGUGCUCUCGGACGGCUCGCUCACGCCCAGCAACGACUCGGCGCUACGGCUCACGCGCCGCCGCCACAGCGUCCACGACCCGGCCACGCCCACGCGGGGAAGCGCCACUACCGCCGCCACGCGGCUACUGCGCCACCCUCUCGGCCCUGUCGAGGCCCCGUCGGCGCCGGCCGUCCCGCGCUGCCGCGCGCUCGCGCUCGAAGUGCUCGUGAACGGCACGUCGGGCGUCAUCGCGUUCCUCCUGUCGUCGACGCUCGCCGUGUCGUGCGCCAGCGUCGUCGUGGGCCACGGCACGCCGCUCGCGUCGGUCAUUGCGCCGUUCAUCGACAUGAACCUGCUCGGCACGGCCGUGCUGUCGGUCGUGUUGGCCUGGCAGAGCCGCGCGCCGUACACGUUGGGCUCGAUCGACGUGUUCGUGGCGCCCGUGAUGGCCGACAUGGCCGACAAGAUCUCGACGCACCUGCACGGCGACCUCGCGACGGUCGUGCCCACGACGGUGGUCAUGAUCGCCGCCACGUCGGUCGUGCUGGGCCUCGUGUUUGUCGCCAUGGGCGCGUGCCGCGUGACGGCGAUCGCCAACUACAUCCCGUACCCGGUGAUCGCGGGCUUUCUCUCGGGCAUUGGCGCCCAGUUGAUGAAGAACGGCGUGCACAUGGCCGCCAGCCGCGCGUUCUCGGCCGCGUUCUGGACCACGGACGUCCAAGUGCUGCUGCUGCCGGCCGUGGCGUUUGCCAGUCUGGCGCGCCUGGGGCAGUACCUCAAGUGCCCCGUCGCGCUGUCGUUCCCGUGCUUGCUCGCGCUGUCGCUCGUGGGGUUCCAACUGCUUGCCACGAUCAGUGGCGCGAGCAUGACGGCGCUCGGCAACGACGGGUGGGUCUUUGCGUGGGACCCGGUCGUCGUGGCCCAGACGCCCAUGUGGCUGCCAUGGGCCGAGAUUGACUUUCGACAAGUGCACUGGCACACGCUCACGCACGAGUGCAUGAAGUUUCUCGUGUCGCUGGUGAUUCUCGGCGCGCUAAAGUACAGCGUAGCCACGACGUCGUUGUCGACGCUGUUUGGACGGGACAUAUCGCCCGACAAUGAGAUGCGAGUGAUUGGGCUCGCAAACGUAGCGAGCGGGUUGUUGGGGUGCUGUGGCGGGUGUCACUACUUAUCGGCGAUGGGCAUCAUGAAACAGUUUGAAGCCCACGAGAAAGUGCCAGCACUCGUGUGUGCGUUUCUCGUGAUGCUGUUGUGGACAAUGGGCAUUCGCUUGCUGCAGUUUGUGCCUAAGUUUAUCUUUGGCGGGCUCCUGCUGAGCGUCGGGCUCCACUUUCUCGAGGCGUACUUGGUCGCCCCGUUCCAGUUCCUCAAGCCUAUCGAGAAAGUCACUGUUGUGCUCAUCACAUCGAGCUUUCUCGUGAUCGGUAUGCUGGAAAGCGUAGCCAUGGGCAUCAUCAUCUCCAUGAUCGAGCUCAUUUGGCGCAUCCACGCCGUUGGCUGUGUCCACCAUGAGACGACUGGGGCUCUCUCCCGUAGCGCGGUGGACCGCACUCCCGAACAAACUGCCUACCUUGACAGUGAAGGGAGUGCGAUUUUCGUGCUGCGACUGCAAGGGUACUUGUUUUUUGGCACUUCGGUCAACAUCUUGGAGCGGAUCGAAACGCGCAUCCACUCACUAGCUUUUCCCAAGCUGAGGUUUGUGAUCAUUGACUUUGGCCUUGUCCCAAGCUUUGAUGCUACCGCUCUGCUUAAUUUCCGCAAGGUUUCGACAUUUGCCGACAUGUACAUGUUUGACAUUUACUUUUGCGGACUGAGACCGAAAAUUGAAACUGCGCUUCGCCGGAACCAUUACACUGAGCGGGUGCAUUUACUUAGCAGCGAUGUGGACAUUGUGCUCGAAAUCUGCGAAAAUGAACUGCUGCCUGCUGACAUGUUUUCGAAUCCAGAAACUCCGCGGCCAGGAAAGUCACUCAACGACUGGAAGCGUCUGAGUCAACUGGAGCUCUGGGAACACUUCAUGGCUGUAUCACCUGAGCACUUUGGGUCUGCUAGUUACCAGAAACUGCUUCCGCUGGCUGCGUAUUUGGAUAUUGUCGUCGUGCCGAACGGAACCCAGCUCGUUCCAGAAUGCUUGCGCAACGACACGUACUUCAUUUGUUUUGGAUACAUGAACUUCAUCAUGGAUUCCGAGUUUUCCAAUGCACACAACAUUCCCGGCGUCCGUCUCGCUGAUGAUGAUAGCAGUGAGGAUGACGCUAGCACGCGAUACAAUGACAGCCGCGCGAACGAAGAGAAGGACUAUGAGCUGAGUAAACCCAGUAGAGUAAGGAAGGCGCGCACGCUAUCGUACGUGGUCCCAGAGGAGCCGCAGUGGACACCCUUCACGACGGCAAAGUCACGGCUGCUUAAGAUCGGACCGGGCUCCGUCAUCACACUCAACGUUCCGGGCGUGGAUCCCGAGUACAAAUACUAUGCUACGUCAGACUGCAUGGUGCUGCGUUUACGUGCAGUAGCGAUGGAGAUGUUGGAGGCACGUGCACCGCACACAGCGGUAGCAGUACUGAAGCUGAUUAACUUUCGCUUGGCGUCACGCUUCCGCCACUCAAGCAAGCGCGUGUCGCAGAUGUCUUCGCUGCUGUACAAGUAG